This is a messenger RNA of Geodia barretti, 207 nucleotides long. NCBI's taxonomy places the organism in Eukaryota, Metazoa, Porifera, Demospongiae, Tetractinellida, Geodiidae. The record is from the annotation of a GenBank genome assembly.
UUUAUCUCAUAUCCAAACCCUUUUAUGAGAACAGAUCCAUUGGUCAUGAAUGGCAUGAUCAGCAGCGGACGGUUAGUCACACACACUCCUCGCAGAGACAUGACGUUGGUGUGCUCUAGUGACAACAUGGUGGACACCUCCUUUGACAGUUGCACCUUCUUUUCCUCUCGCAGUUGUCAGAUACGCCCUGUAGACCAGUCCAGACUG